AAAAUCUCUCUGAAUUUUACAAUUUUCAUGUUGAACAAUUUUACAGUUGUGCAACUCUGAAAAAUUUCGACAGCUCCAAGCAGACUGCUAACGGUUUGUUAAUUGUUAGUUACAACCUAAUUGAAGAAAUGUCAAACUCAGUAGCCAAAUAUACCUUUCUUUUGGGAAUUUUGUUACUCCUACAUGCAGCUUAUUCUGCUGCUCAACAUCGAUCAUACCUCCGGCUAACUGAACAGGAAUUCACGUCACUUCCCGCAGAUAUUAUUCUUCAAACUAUAUUCAGCUUGUUACUUGCUGUUUAUGGAGUAACCAUGGUUGCAGGUGAUUUCAAAGAAAUUCGGUCCAAUAUUGAUCUACAGAAAAAAACUUGGAAGAAUCUGAAUAAUCGUCCCUCCUUUUACACUUUUAAUCAUCGUGGACAUAUUUUUAAUCCCAUACUUCUUACACGAACAGGCACUGGAAAAGGGGCAUUAGAAGCCAACUAAGAUCAAGUCAACCAAUUUUGGGCAUAUCCAUUGUAUGUGUUUCUGUAUGUUAAUAAAUUUGAACAUUGUAGGAAAUGUUAAA
Molecule: messenger RNA, 567 nt
Organism: Daphnia magna
Lineage: Eukaryota; Metazoa; Arthropoda; Branchiopoda; Diplostraca; Daphniidae
Gene: EMC5
Product: ER membrane protein complex subunit 5
Exons: 4
Coding region: 129-485 (118 amino acids)
Cellular component (GO): early endosome; plasma membrane; Golgi apparatus
Source: RefSeq, a predicted model, not a curated record